Messenger RNA from Drosophila hydei, 1417 nucleotides. It is a transcript of the gene eIF4E7, whose product is annotated as eukaryotic translation initiation factor 4E1. The record is from RefSeq and is a predicted model, not a curated record. The transcript is spliced from 2 exons. Gene Ontology annotation, molecular function: translation initiation factor activity; RNA 7-methylguanosine cap binding. Bases 167 to 1093 code for a protein of 308 amino acids. NCBI's taxonomy places the organism in Eukaryota, Metazoa, Arthropoda, Insecta, Diptera, Drosophilidae. Gene Ontology annotation, biological process: translational initiation. Gene Ontology annotation, cellular component: cytoplasm; eukaryotic translation initiation factor 4F complex.
AUCACACAGUUCGCUUUCUAGAACAGAAAUAACAUCGUUCGCAUGUUGUGAUAAUCCUAAAAUCAAAAGCAACAAAUUUGAAUUUGGAGCAAAGUACAGAGGAACACAAAAACGGCAAUUGAGAUCAAGUUAUUCGCAGGCAAAGAGUUCAACGAAAGUGUGCAUCAUGUAUCCAUCUAACUUUUACAAGAUGAAAAACUUUGCCAAUCCAAAGACCAUGUUCAAGUCGUGCUCCAACAACGAAGAGUUCUCCACGACGCCAGUGCAAAGCUGCUCACCCACCAAAAAAGCGAAUAAACCGGGCUCAGCGAGUGGCCGCAGCGGCAGUGGCAGCAGCAGCAGCGCUAGUUAUAAGAGCGUCAUGAAUGCAACAUGCUGCAGCGGUGGUAGCAGCGUAUGUUCACCGCUAUCCACACCUCGCUCCGAUUUGAGUGGUUGCACCACAGACGGCGGGUACAUGACUCCAUUGGCGCCCGGAGAUCCAGCUGGUACGGAUACAGUCAGCUUUGGUGUGACUGGCAGUGAAACAGAACAAUUGCCAACGGAGCCGCAUCAUCCUUUAAACAGUGAAUGGACGCUGUGGUAUUUGGAGACAGAUCGCAGUAAGAGCUGGGAGGAGAUGCUGCACGAGGUGGCCAGCUUUAAUACGGUCGAGAACUUCUGGAGCCUCAUAAAUCAUAUAAAGACGCCAUCAGAGAUUAAAAUGGGCAGCGACUAUUGUCUGUUCAAGAAGGGAAUACGCCCAAUGUGGGAGGAUGAAGCCAAUGUGAAGGGCGGACGCUGGGUAAUUACCCUCAACAAAGGGAAUAAAAAUGAUUUGGAUAACUUCUGGCUGGACACAAUGCUUGUUUUAAUCGGCGAAAGCUGUGAAUAUUCGCACGAGCUGUGCGGUGCUGUCGUCAAUAUACGCGGCAAGAACAAUAAAAUCUCCAUUUGGACAGCCAAUGGUGGCAAUGAAGCAGCUGCCCUCGAGAUCGGCGGCAAGCUGCGCGAUGGCCUGCGCAUGGAGAGCGCAUAUGUGCUGCAAUACCAACUACACAAAGACACCAUGGCCAAGCAGGGAUCGUUGGUCAAAACCAUCUAUACGCGUUGACGCAGCGGCCUAGUGCCAUACGUCGACCACAAAAACAAAAAAAUACAACCUUACCCGCACCAAAACAAAUGUAUCACAAACAUAGCACACUUAUAAUGUCCAAUUGGAUGUCAGUCCUUCUAAUCAUCAACUAUCCAUCGAUUAUAAAAAAAAAACACAGCAACUGAAAUGUUCAAUCCACAUCAUCCCAAAAUCGUCAGUCUAACAAGAAGGCUGAUCCCAAAUGACGGCGACUAAAUUCUCAGUCCAUAACCGUAGUUCCGAGUUCAUUUGAAAUUUUUCAGUUGAUAUUCUCAAAAAUAAAGCCCAAAUUGUUAAUUAUCA